AUGUAAAAUAAAUAAUUAAAAGAUAUUUUGAACCUAUAAGUAGAUAAAACUAUGCUAGUUAAAAGACAGUAAAAAGGAAAUAAUGACGAACCAAUUCAUUAUGGAGUAAUUUUAACAACAAAAAAUACAAAUUCAGAUUACUAUUUACUUCAUAAUGGCUAUAAAUUUGGAAAAGAUUAAGACUUUGUAUUAGUUACUUUAAAAGGUCUUAGUAAAGAUUGGGAAAUUUAAGAAAUUAUUGUAUUAGAGAAAUCAAUCAAAAUAGAAGUUUUAUUUUCAGCUGGAUGCUGUGGAUAAAAUAUGAGAUAUCAUCCUAUACAUAAUAAUAGUAAACACGCUUAAGAUAGAAUUUUAAAGAAAGUUGAAGAAUACAUUAAAUGA
Molecule: messenger RNA, 381 nt
Organism: Paramecium sonneborni
Lineage: Eukaryota; Ciliophora; Oligohymenophorea; Peniculida; Parameciidae
Source: the annotation of a GenBank genome assembly